Vicia faba (fava bean) is the source of this 342-nucleotide messenger RNA. The record is from the annotation of a GenBank genome assembly. NCBI's taxonomy places the organism in Eukaryota, Viridiplantae, Streptophyta, Magnoliopsida, Fabales, Fabaceae.
AUGAUUGAAGCUUGGCGUCACAGAAGGUGGCAUCGAAAUCAGAGCGCUUUGCAUGGAGGUUGCGCGUUGAUGCGAGUUCACCAACAGAUUCAUGACCAGUGGGAGGGCACGAUCGGAGGCGAUGCCAACAAAUUCUUUGAUCCCAAUUCUUUAUUUUUUAAAUUCGUUUGUGUUAAUUGUGUUGUCGAUGUUGUUGUUUUGAUUGAACCUUAUAUUUUGGUUUAUGAAUUGGUGAAGAAUUAUUAUUGUGCUUACCAGGUGUUCGAUGAAUGGUCUCCACAAAAUUUCUUUUUUCUUUUAGCUUCUCUUUUGACUUUGGAUUUAUUUCUUUUUAGUUGUUGA